Messenger RNA from Heterocephalus glaber (naked mole-rat), 4280 nucleotides. Lineage: Eukaryota; Metazoa; Chordata; Mammalia; Rodentia; Bathyergidae. The record is from RefSeq and is a predicted model, not a curated record.
UGAUGCUCUUCGGGUAGGGCGGGCCGGGUGGCAAGGUGGGGAACCACUUUUCUUUACCUUUUCUGCGUUACUUGGAUGCCUUACCUAGGGGUGUAAACCAAGCCCGGUGUCCACCAAGUCCCCGCCGCUCAGCCCCAGGGAUCAGGGCGAAGUGCAGUGCUACUGAGGCAUCUGCUGCUCCCUGCCUGUCUCUCCAGUUCUCCAAGGACAGCAGGCCGUUUUCAGGGGGUGAUCGAGGGGGGUGGGGCGCGAUGAGACGACCUCUUCAAGGCCAGGGUCCUUAUGGUGGUAUAGGUCGACGAGAGAGGCCUUUGGCAAGCAUGGGAUGGUCUGGAAGGUACCUUGUCAUCAAAGAAAAAAAAAAUCCCGCCACCGACAUUUGUAUAUUUAUGAUGGCGGUGGGCAGUGGAUGAGGGGAAGCUUGACAAGUGGCCGAGGCCGGUCUAGUUGGACACAGUACUUUGGGAGAUCAGUGAGUUACUUAGAGACCUGUCUGGAACCGCUGUAAAGCCAGAGAGGGCUGUGGUUACAGGUUAGGUGCUCACAGAGGGCUUGGAAUUAAUAAAAUAAAAUCCCGGUUGGGUGUGGAUCCCUGGGGCCCUGAGAGACGUAAGGAAGACCCCUGUGGUGGGUGCGGGGGACUCCUAGAGAACAGGGACACGAGGAAAGGGGAUGGCGGGCCAGCAGCUUGGCGUCGGAGGCGCAGGCACGGUCCCUGACGGGCGGGCGGCGGGGGGUCUCUUGUGUCGCCUGCAGGGCGUGGGCAUCGGAGCCCAGGAGGCCUCGCGCGCCAUGGCGGACCGGCUCGCAGGCCCGGGGGCCGGGGACUGGGAGAUCGACGUGGAGAGCCUGGAGCUGGAGGAGGACAGAUGCGGGGCGCCGCCACUGGCCGACGGGGAAGGCGAGGACGACGAAGACGACGAGGAGGAGGACGAGGACGCAGAGGAAGAGGCCGACCGGGAAGAGACGGGCGCACGCCCCGGGGCGCCGGGCGGGCCAGAGCAGCCGGGAGGACAGUCUCCGAGGCCGCCGGCCGUGCUUCCCGCCCCGCCAGCCGCGGCCGGGCCCUCGGAGCGCGGUGCAAACUCGGGCAGCGUUGCGGAGCCUCGCAAGCUCAGCCGCACGCCCAAGUGCGCGCGCUGCCGCAACCACGGCGUGGUGUCCUGCCUCAAGGGCCACAAGCGCUUCUGCCGCUGGCGGGACUGCCAGUGCGCCAACUGCCUGCUGGUGGUGGAGCGCCAGCGGGUCAUGGCCGCCCAGGUGGCGCUCCGGAGGCAGCAGGCCACCGAGGACAAGAAAGGGCUUUCUGGGAAACAAAAUAAUUUCGAACGAAAAGCAGUGUACCAGAGGCAAGUCAGGGCACCUAGUUUGCUGGCCAAAAGCAUUUUAGAAGGCUAUCGCCCUGUAACAGCGGAGACAUACCUGGGAGGGACCCUACCUCUACCUCCCCCAGUUAGUGACAGGAUGAGAAAAAGAAGAGCCUUUGCUGACAAAGAGUUGGAGAACAUUAUGCUGGAAAGAGAAUAUAAAGAGAGAGAGAUGCUGGAAACUUCCCAAGCUGCUGCCUUGUUCCUGCCCAACCACAUAGUGUCUGGACCUGAAUACAGCUCCUACAAAAGUGCCUACAGCCCCACCCCAGGGGAGCUGCCAAGCAAGGACUUCUGCAGUUUUUUGCCCACCUGCCUUGAUCUCACCAUGCAAUACUCAGGAUCCGGGAAUAUGGAACUGAUUUCCUCUAAUGUUAGUGUGGCCACGACUUACCGACAGUAUCCUUUGUCCUCAAGAUUUUUAGUUUGGCCCAAAUGUGGCCCAGUUAGUGACACCCUUCUCUACCAACAAUGCCUUCUAAAUGCUACCACCUCAGUUCAAGCCCUGAAACCUGUGGCCAGCUGGGACUUGAAGGGAGCAAGGGCCCAGGAUGAACUCAGCGCAGAACACAACAUGAUGCCACCGAAAUUGGAGAGCUCCCUGGUGUUGCAUCACCCUCCUGAGGUCCAGACCUCAAGAAUUGACUUUCAGGGUCACCAGGCUGCCCCCGAGAGGUCUGCCUUCUCCUCACCCCAACGGAAUUUCUCUCCCAUUGUUGACAGGGACUCCCUGGAAGCUCAAGGGCACGCCUUAACCAAGAUCAGCAAAGAAAAUACUAGGCACCCGCUGCCACUUAGAAAUAAUCCAUUCCACUCUUUGUUCCAGCAAACGCUUAAUGACAAAUCAGGUCCCGAUCUGAAAACACCAUUUGUCAAAGAGGUCUUUGAAGAGACCCCAAAGAAGCACAGAGAGUGUUUGGUCAAGGAGAACCAGAAAUACACAUUUACAAUAGAUAGAUGUGCAAAAGACCUUUUUGUAGCCAAACAAGUUGGAACAAAACUCUCGGUGAAUGAACCGCUGUCAUUUUCUGUUGAGUCUAUUCUUAAGAGGCCUUCAUCUGCCAUCACCCACGUCUCUCAGUGAAAGGGUGCUUAAAUGGAAAGGUGGAUUUUCUGCUGUCUCAGAUGGUUCUUGCCAAACACUUAUUUUUUUUUAAAGUUAAAAUGUUUGUAUAAAGAAAUUUUUAAUGUAAAUAAUGAUUUCUAAAAAUUCUAUAUAUUCAUAUGCAUGUACGUUUUCUUAUCACAUAAAUAUAUUUAAACUUAAGGUAGAAAUUGCUUAAUGUGCAGAUUGUAGAGUUCUAUGCCGUAUACAGCAUUUGAAAAAGGAAUAAAACUGAUACUGUCUUCUAAAAGAUCCAGUGUUUGCUAAGCAAAUAGCUGUCUCUGGCUAGAUGAAAAAGCUAAUGUCUGUUAAAUGUGCCCUUUAUUUUUCGAAGUUUCUGUGUAUUUUCAAGUGCCAUUAAUGGUCACUGGGAGCUACAGGAGAAGUCUUAUAAUGUUUUAGUUUUGCUUUCUUUUCCCCCCCUCUGUGCUUUCUAGGCAAGCACUCUAUCACUGAGCUCUAUCUGCAUAUCUAGUUUUGCAUUUGGAAGGACAUAUAAAUUUAGCUGUUCAAGACAGAGGUAAAAAAUAGCUUUUAAAGAGAAUUUUAAGACUAUUUGCCUAUCAUGGAAUCAAUUUCAUAUGGUUGGGCAAAGUUGAAAUAAUGUGAAGGGAAAUCAAGUAUAACAUCUUAUUUAUAUGAUGAUGCGGGCUCUUGGAAUGGAUUUAACCUCCAGGGCCCAGUUUCCUUCUGUGUACAGGCUGUGUAUGGGGGUCUCAAGCCUCCUUUUUAGGAAAGGAGCAUCCCUUGAAGAUAUUUAGUUCCUGUGAACAUUCUAUGAUUUUGGGUUGCUGGGGACUGCAAAACAACUUCCCCUGAAGGGUGCAGUCUGUUUAGCUCAUGGUGAUAACAAACACCCUGUGGCUUUUGUGUAUGUCCCUGUUUGGGAAGGACUGGUAUCAGCAGGCAUUUAGAUGCAGGCCCAGUCUCCGAACUCAGGUUUAUGCCUUUCACACUUACACCGGUGGGUGUCCAAGGUUUUCUUCUUAGAUAAAAGCAUUUACUAUUCAAACCGCUGAAAGUUGCUGAUGUUUGUCUCAACUCAAGGGUGGCUUCUGGGGUCUUAUACCUUUUCUCCCCUGUUAAAUUCCUUGUUACCCCGUUGUUGUUACAUACACUUGAUGAAAUAAGAGUGAGAUAUUUAUAGGAGUAUUAAAUUAAUCUCUUAAGAUCUCAUCUGUGAAGCCCAGAUUCUGGCUUCCCAUUUUAGGUUCUAAGAUGUCAAGGUUUCAAUACAGAAAACAAAGAGCCAAUAUCUCACCUUCAGUGCUGCCCUGGAGAACACCAGGGGACAUGUGGAAUGUGCCAAGUGAUUUAGCAGUUUAAAGGUAUUCUGUCUUAUUCUUAAAAACACUUAAAAUUAUUUAAAAAUGAUUUUGCUAUUGAUGAGUUCAUGUAAACCUCUGUAGGUUUUCUAAAUUGUUCCUUAAUAUUAAUUUCAAAAACAACAAGCCAAAACUUGGGUUAAUUUUCAGUUUGUUCCUGUAAAACAAUAGUUGGUUUUGUUGAGUCAAAUCUACUUAUUUUUACUAUUGCAAAAGCCCGAAUAAAUGGAAAUUUUCCAGGAGAAGAAAUAAAAGCAGGCAGAGAUUCCAAUAACUGUUGAAGAUUAUCAUUAAGUGGAUGAAAAUGUUUCCCAGCCAAGUAUACCCUAGUGUUAGAGACUGAAUCUAACUUGCUUCUCUCCCAGUCACCUCUGCUUCAGCUAUAGUUACUAGUUUUUGUCUUCCUAUCAGAAAUGUAUUUUUUUCAUGUUGUGUUAACCAUAAACCUAGUAUUAAAUCACACUGUUUCAGGAGGGAAGCAGG